GCGAGGAGCCGCCGUCGGCGGGACUUCCGUGUUGGCGGGAUUCUGAACGCUGCCAUGGCUCAGACCGUGCAGAACGUUACAUUGUCGCUCACUCUGCCCAUCACGUGCCACAUUUGCUUGGGGAAGGUACGCCAGCCUGUCAUAUGCAUCAACAACCAUGUAUUUUGUUCAAUUUGUAUCGAUUUGUGGUUGAAGAAUAAUAGCCAGUGUCCAGCUUGCAGAGUCCCCAUCACGCCUGAAAAUCCUUGCAAAGAGAUUAUUGGAGGAACAAGCGAAAGUGAACCUAUGUUAAGCCAUACAGUCAGGAAGCACCUUCGGAAAACUAGACUUGAGUUACUCCACAAAGAGUAUGAGGAUGAAAUAGAUUGUCUGCAGAAAGAAGUAGAAGAUCUUAAGAGUAAAAAUCUUAGCCUAGAGUCACAAAUCAAGACUAUUCUGGAUCCUUUAACCUUGAUGCAAGGCAACCAGAAUGAAGACAAGCAUCCAGUUGCAGAUAAUCCAAAUAAAAUUGACCCAGAAACUGUAGCAGAGUGGAAGAAAAAACUUAGAACAGCUAAUGAAAUCUAUGAAAAAGUAAAAGAUGAUGUGGAUAAGUUAAAGGAAGCAAAUAAAAAAUUGAAAUUGGAAAAUGGUGGCCUGGUGAGGGAGAAUUUACGACUGAAGGCUGAAGUUGAUAACCGAUCACCCCAGAAGUUUGGAAGGUUUACAGUAGCUGCUCUUCAGUCCAAAGUAGAACAGCAUGAACGUGAAACCAAUCGCCUCAAGAAAGCCCUGGAACGAAGUGAUAAGUAUAUAGAGGAACUAGAAUCUCAAAUUGCACAGCUAAAAAAUUCAAGUGAAGAGAAGGAAGCUAUGAAUUCCAUUUGCCAGAGAGCACUUUCUACAGAUGGCAAGGGGAGCAUAGUCAACGAGGAGGAUAUGGCAUCAAAGAAUCAAGGUGAUGGUGCCAGAAAGCAGCUUGGCUCAUCCACCUCAAGUUCUCACCUGGCAAAACCUUGUAGCAGUUCUGCCAGGCAGGAAAGCACCAGCAAAACAGAACCGAAUUGUUCUAAGAACAAAGACCUGUAUCAAAAACAGGUGGAAAUAAUGUUAGAUGUGACAGAUACAAGUAUGGAUACUUAUUUGGAAAGAGAUUGGGGUAAUAAGCCAAGUGAUAGUAUACCCUACAAAGAUGAAGAACUUUAUGAUCUUCCAGCUCCUUGUACUCCUUUAUCCCUUAGUUGCCUUCAGCUCAGUACUCCAGAAAAUAGAGAGAGCUCUGUAGUCAAAGCAGUAGGUUCCAAAAAGCACCCAAACCAUCUCAGAAAAUUGGUGUUUGAUGAUUUUUGUGAUUCUCCAAAUGUUUGUAAUAAAGAUUCAUCAGAAGAUGAUAGAAGUGAAAAUGAAAAGAAAUCAGAGUGUUUUACUUCCUCAGAGACAGGGUUUUGGGACUGUUGUUCCACAAGCUAUGCCCAAAACUUGGAUUUUGAAAGCUCAGAGGGGAACACAAUAGCAAAUUCUGUUGGAGAAAUUUCUUUAAAAUUAAGUGAGAAAUCAGGCUCAUGCUUAUCUAAGAGGUUGAAUUCUAUUCGCUCUUUUGAAAUGAAUCGGACAAGAACAUCCAGUGAAGCAUCCAUGGACGCAGCUUACCUUGACAAAAUCUCUGAGUUGGAUUCAAUGAUGUCGGAAUCAGACAACAGCAAGAGCCCUUGCAAUAAUGGUUUUAAGUCAGUGGAUUUGGAUGGGUUAUCAAAGUCGUCUCAAGGCAGUGAAUUUCUUGAGGAACCAGAUAAGCUGGAAGAAAGAACUAAGCCAAACCUUUCCAAAGGUUCUCUAACUACUGAUCAGUUAGAAAAUGGAAAUGAUUGGAAACCUGCUUCUUUUUUUCUCCUCUCUCCAUCUGACCAAGAAAUGAAUGAAGAUUUUUCUCUCCAUACCAGUUCUAACCCAGGAACUAAUGAAAUCAAACCCCCAAGCUGUUUGUUUCAGACUGAGUUUUCCCAGGGUGUUUUGUUAAGCAGUUCACACCGGCUAUUUGAAGAUCAGAGGUUUGGGUCAUCUUUAUUUAAGAUGACCUCAGAGAUGCAUGGUCUUCAUAACCACCUUCAGUCUCCUUGGUCUACUUCCUUUGUGCCUGAGAAGAGGAAUAAAAAUAUGAAUCAAUCAACAAAAAGAAAAAUCCAGAGCAGUCUUUCCAAUGCCAGCCCAUCAAAAGCAACUAAAAGUUGACUCAUUAGAAAGGUGUCAUUUAUGUUUUUGUCCUGAGAGGAAUAUAAGUUUUUAAAGUUCCUUUUUUCCCUCAUAAAAGUUCUAUACAAUUUUGAAUUGAUAAUCUGUAGUCAAGUGUCAAGUCAGAAUGGUGGAUUAGCCUGUAACCAAAAUACUUAUGUUCAUUUUAAAGAAUUUGUCCUUUUUCAGUUUCAUUUGGGCAUCUUUUUAAACAGAAAAGAUAGGGAGAGGGUUUCUUUUAAUGAAUAUUAUAUGUAUCUGGUUUGGGUGUAUUUUGUUUUCUUUGGUCUUGAUUUAGCUGUUAAGAUACAGUGGCCUAUUAAUGAGCCUCGGUUGUCUUCAGAACUUGGAUUUCUUAAAUAAAACUUUUUGGGUUGUUUACACACUGCUCAUAAGACACUUGAGUUUCUUUAAAACUUUCCUAGGUUGGGAAUAAUUUUGCCUGCCCUUUUUUAUUUAUAUUUAGUGAUGGCUCAACUUUUAGGCAGGGCCAUGGUGGAGAAAUAGCACUCUAUAUUAGUCCAGUAUUCAUUUACUUUUUUUUUUUUAGGUUUUGUAUAUGUAUGUUUGCAUUUUUAACAUUGUGUUUUGUACAGUUUUUGUGAGAACCUUUUGCUAGAAUGAAAGAACACAUUUUCUAUAUGAAAAUAUUUGUUUUAUGUCAGGUAGCUUUCAUUUCCUCAUCUUUUUGUGUGUGUUGAAAAUCAGAAAUUGAGCCUACCUUGGAAAGAAGGCAUAGAAUGGUUGGUUGGGUUUGGAGGAGCCUAAACAUGGUAGCGUCAUUGUUCCAGAUACACAGGUGCAGAAGCACUCUUUGCCAAAUGCUUGAUCCACUUUCAUCCCAGGGAGCUUUUUUUGGAGUGAAGUUCUUGUUUGCAUGUUACUAUUCUUUGUGGAAACUGUAUGCAUGGUAGCAUUCUUGCUUGCACUGUUUUCCUUACUUAAGAAAAAGAAGUUUUAGUUGGCUAAUAGAAUAUCUUUUAUGUAGGACAGAAUUUUUUUUCAUGAAGAGUGUUGAAAUGAGAAUAGGUGAGCUAAGCACAAUUUUUAAUUUAGGCUCUGAAAAAGUAUAUUCUAAACAUGUUUGGUAUGCCUAUAUAGGCCUUUAAAAAUGGUUUGUAUGCUAAUGACUUGUUUAUCUAAUGUGCACUGAACAUUUUACAUUAAUACUGUACUGUUUUACAUUAAUACUGCAUGCUUUUCUAUGUGAAUUGAAUAAAGGAUGUCAUAAGCACUGUAAUCCUUGAUGUUGUCUUAGAUAUUGAAUUAGCCUGUAACGACCAGUAAAACUUACAUUUUUAAUUGAUCUUAUAGAAGUUGACAAACUGUGGACCAUGGACCAAAUCUGGCCUACACUUGUUUCUUGUGAAAAACCUGUGAACUAAAAAUGGUUUUUACACUUUUUAAGUUUUUAAAAAUCAAAAAAAUCUUUCAUAAUACAGGAAAAUGAUAUAAAAUUGAAAUUUCAGUGUUUCUAAAUAAAGUCUUAUUAGAAUGCAGCUACACUCAUUUGUUUACAUAUUAUCUAUGACUGCUUCUACAUUGCAGUGGCAGAGUUGAAUAGUUGCCACUGAGACCAUAUGGCCCACAAAGCCUAAAUAAUAUUUACCAUUUGGCAUUUUACAGAAAAAUUUGCUGACCCCUGUUAAUAAUAGACUCUAAGGAUUCAAUGAAACUAUAAAAGUGUAACAAAUCACUUUUAUGAUAUGGAGAAUAAUGCCUUCCACUUUUAGAAAUAAUAAGGGCCAAAAAUAAAAGCUAACAUGAAGCAUAAUUUUAACAUACAUAUUCCAAUAAGUAUAUGUGUGUUAUUUUUUUCUUUUGAUGUGUUAAAGUCAGUGGAUACUUUUAGAGAUAAGUAGUUUAGAUAUCUUUGACAAUGUGGUAAUAUAUUUGAAAUUCUAUUAAAUGUAGAAAUCUAUAAUUUUUCUGAGUAAUCACAGAGUAAAUUUGUGGGUAAGCCUCACUCUAAUUCUGUCUGUAACUCUUCUUUACUAUGAAUGUGUCAGUUUUUAAUCCAUUAAUCCAAAUAUAUACUGACAGUGUGCCAUGGCAAUGCAGAAUGUGUAACCUGAUUUAGUGAUGCCUAAUCAGGGUUAGAGUGUCUCUUCUGGACCAAAGUAUUUCCCAGCUGCUUCAGACACGUUGCUCCACCCUUCCCAAAACAAUAUUUCAUAUAUUAAAUUAAUCAAACCUGUGACAUUUCUCAGUUGAAGGGAAUAACCAGGAUUUUAUUUUAAUCACAUAUUCUCAUUUGUACCCUUUACAUAAUCUGUGAUACAGCAUGAUAAAUGUAGUGGUUUCAUGUAUUUUUUUUUAAAGAUUUUAUUUAUUUAUUUGACAGAGAGACACAGUGAGAGAGGGAACACAAGCAGGGGGAGUGGGGAGGGAGAAGCAGGCUUCCUGUGGAACAGGGAGCCCGAUGCGGACUCGAUCCCAGGAUGCUGGGAUCAUGACCUGAGCAGAAGGCAGAUGCUUAACGACUGAGCCACCCAGGUUUCAUGUAUUUUCAAGUAUAUUGUAUGCACACUCUAAAAACAAAACAAAGACAAACUUCUUUAAACCAAGCACUUUACUAAUUUCUAUUUCCUUUAAUCCUCUUCAAACUCUGUAAGCCAAGAACUGUUAUUCUCAGUUUAAAAUAAGUGAUUUGAGGAUUAGUGGUCAUACAGCUGGAAUGGGAUAGAACCAUGUCUUAGAGCUGGGCCCCUGACUCUAGAGCUUGUACUCUUCUCCCCUAAGCAUGAGAGUUCCCAUCUGUAGGCCAAAGGAUGAAUGGAUUUGAAAUUUCCGAGGGUUAUUUUUAAAGUACUACUUUAGAAAUAUUAGCAUGUUUCUUUUCAAGUAGCAUUUAAUUCCUGCCAAUGUUCCAGGGUCUAACUCCACUACUAAGUGGAAGCUCAGUGAUGAAAAUUGUUUGUGUGCCACUUUUAAAUUUAGAAAGAAUUGCAUUAACUCCGACAUUUAGAUGAAUUUAACCCUUAUUGGGAGGGUUAGCACUAAAGACUAUGUUAGAACAAGAUGCACUUGUGAUAAGGGAAGCAGACACUAAUCAUCAUGCCUAUAAAAACAGCAUCUUUUGAUUGCUUAUCUUUCUAAAAUGUAAUGGCAAAGGGAAUGUGACAUGCGAGAUUUUUUUUUGACAUGACCUUUAGUGUUCAUCUUUUAAUUUUCCCAAAAUAUUAAUCCCAUCCACAAAUGACAUGUUUUUUCCUGUUUUAAUGUAUCAGCUGAGACAAAAGCUGAAAAUGGUAGACUAAGAUUUAUAGCUCCUUAAUUUCAAAUCUGCUUUGUAUUCCCAUAAUUUCUUUUGUAUCUACAUUGGCUUAAGGGUACCACUGAACAAGGGAAGAACUUUGGUCUUAAACCCUAAGAUGUUUCAGCAACUUGUUUCUGUAUAUUUGAAUGGUUUUCAGUUAUUCAAAGUGUAAUACAUAGAUUUUGUACCUGUGAAUGAUAACUUGUACAACAUCAAACUGAGAUUAACAGUUUUUUAUGGAGUAUGGCCUAUUAGAUUAAAUGUGUUUCCCAAAGCCUCAUAAGAAGGUCUUUCAUUCCUAUUUGUGGGAGUCCUACAACACAGUCUUUGCCUGUGAUGAUGUAACUCAAUCCUUUUAAUAAUACUUGGCAGAGAGAAAACCUUUUAAGCAAUGAUCUCAGAGUGCAUAGUGAACAUUUAUUGCCUAAUUCUCGGAACCCCACUCUGAGCGAGGAAACAUCUAUUAAGAUGCAGAUUUCUUUUAAGAACCCAUCUGGAGCUCAGGCUAGGGCGAUCUUCAGUUUUAUAUGACAGAAGCAGCCUAGAAUACUUUGAAUUGGAGCUCCACUUCUUGAAAUGGUAGAUUCUAAGGUCUGCUGUGUCUUAAGAGGGAACAACAGACCCCCUCUAAUAAAUGUUAGUUGGAUUAACCAAGUGUGGAGAAGUGUGUGCCUUGUGUGACACUUAAAAUUUCGGAGUUACUAAGGGCAAGGAUUUAGGCAUUUACUGAGACUUUCUGUGAG
Messenger RNA from Zalophus californianus (California sea lion), 6210 nucleotides. It is a transcript of the gene OBI1, whose product is annotated as ORC ubiquitin ligase 1. The record is from RefSeq and is a predicted model, not a curated record. The coding region runs from base 55 to 2208 and encodes 717 amino acids. The transcript is spliced from 6 exons. Gene Ontology annotation, biological process: regulation of DNA replication; protein monoubiquitination. Gene Ontology annotation, molecular function: ubiquitin-protein transferase activity. Lineage: Eukaryota; Metazoa; Chordata; Mammalia; Carnivora; Otariidae.